This is a messenger RNA of Vollenhovia emeryi, 2370 nucleotides long. RefSeq lists its product as uncharacterized. NCBI's taxonomy places the organism in Eukaryota, Metazoa, Arthropoda, Insecta, Hymenoptera, Formicidae. Bases 212 to 2176 code for a protein of 654 amino acids. The transcript is spliced from 2 exons. The record is from RefSeq and is a predicted model, not a curated record.
UUCUGCUUCGCGUUCCUUCAUCAUCGAGAUAUUUGGCAUAAUAGAGUUGGAGAAGAUCUCAUGUAUUUCAAGUACCGUUCUGUACGCGAAUGAUUCAGCAUCAGUGAUUACGUUAUAUAUAGCUGCGCUCUCGAAUUACCUGUGGUAAAGCCGGCACGGCGAUGUUUGAGUUACAUUGUUUGAUCGCCACGUGAAUGUUUAACCGUGAGUAAUGUCAGCGUUCUUGAUGGCCGGACAUCUCGGUAUUCGAUGGCAGACAAGCAACGUCGUUCGUACGAUUUACUUGUCCGUCAGCGACAGCCUCUUCUGUCUUCUUUCGCGAUUUCUUCGGCCACCUUGUCAGUACGACGGCGGUCGCAAGCUCUGGAAUGAUGUAUACGUCGGCGGGAAGCUUCUUCUCUUUACUCUCGGCCACGGCGAACAUCCAACCAGGCACGCGCAGCGAUACAAUCCCGCGGUAUCGCCACUCUCGUGGCAUCUCGUGCCACCUUGGGAGUACAUGCUGCGCGAGAUUAUCCUCAAAUCGGUCACCCCGUCGCAGCUGGAUGCCAGUAUACCCCAUAGGCGUCCGUUCGAUGCCUCCUAUUACGGCGGGCCGGUCGCUGCGUACUCGAACGACGACGAGAAUGUCAUUCUGUCGCGUGGAAACGUUUACCGUCUGCCGAACGGCCACUGGAUGCUAUGCCAGGACGGAUGCGUCGAUUGCGAGCCAUGCGCGGUUCAGAGGAAUCCCUCGUUCACGUGGAUUCUGCGGAGGAUCAAGCGACCGCCAGAUUCCAAGCCGACGCGACACGAUCUCCAGCUGACGAUAAUACCGCAAGCGAGCGAUCGCUUCCACGCCGGCAGUUUCUGGCCGAAUAAUUACGUUUACGUGACGCCGCGGGGGGAACGAACGCCGACCCCGACGAUUAGAGCGCAGCGCGACAACGGUCCGGGAACACCCCCGUCUGGUCUUGAAAAUAGUUUUUCUGAGCAUCAUCGUCGAUCAAAGGAUCUCUGGCGGUUGACGGAACGAGACUUGAACGCCGACCGGGACGGGAUGCUGCGAGAGGAUAGCCGCGCUGCCGUUCAGGAGAACGUGAGCACCGAAAAGACCGAGAAAGAAGAAUCGAUCGAGCGGAAGCGCAGUCUCGAGAAUAUGAGACCUCGACAACGACCCUCGGAAAAAGCGGCGGAAGAAGCGAAUCAAUUGGCACCGAGGUUGAUCCUGGGAACCGAUCAAAAAGGUCAGAAGCAUUUGGUUCACGUGGUGCCGGCGGAUUAUCCGACGACCACUACGUUUCCCGCGAUUUCUCCUCUUCCGGAACACCCGACGUCGCACUUCGUGGAAGACCAGGCGACGCACUCAAACAAUACGACCUCCAAUCGUGAGAGGCAAACUUAUCAAUGGAUACUUCACAGAAUUUUCAACUCCUUGAAUACGCACAGGCGAUCGAUCGAAGAUUUCCUCGAGUCACCGACGGACAAUGCAGACGGCUAUCGACUGUCUUCCUCGAUGGACAACAUGGAAGUCGCUGGAUUUGCUUGGAAUAAUCGCGAUAUAAAUCAUAAAAAUGCUAAUUCUGAUUCGUUGCAUCUUAAUGACGCGCUGCCGCCGUCCAUUCAUGCAGGAAAUGAAGGUAGGACAGGGAGGUAUCAGCAAUACAGAAACAGGUAUGAUUACGAACACACGAAGCAGGACAAUGAUUAUUAUACAGCAUAUCCAGAUACGAAUCAAGCUAAUUGUGAGUCGCGUGGCCAGUCGCAAAAGGACUUUAAUCUCGACUUGGGCAGACAACGGCGAAGAAUUCCUAUCAGGCCGUACUUUGUUAAUAGUGAAAAUAUUUCAAGGGUAAGUUCACCGUCGCCAACUUUGGACAAUUAUUCGAUAAAGGCUAUUCAGAAAGCUGGUUCCGGUUUUGUUGCAAGUCCCACGAAACAAAUUGAUCUUAAUGACGCGCUUGUCGAGAAAGCAAAUAACAGUUCUAUGGAAUCGAGUUCGAUAACAAUAAAACGCGAGAACGGACAAUUGUUCGACUUGGAAAGGCAGCGAAGUGGCGAUGUUAAUCGGGAAUUCGAGGCUUCGCGCUAUGCUUUCAGGGUAAUUGUUACUACCGGGUCGCCGGUAAUUCGAAGCGAACACGAAACUUUAAAUCGCACUACAGUAUUACAAAUGACUACUUCGAAGACAUUCUAAUAGUUCGUAAUCAGUAGGCAGAAAGAAAGACUAAUGGCAAUAGAACUGGAAGUUAUAUACAUAUAUAUAUAUAACUGUAAUUAUCUUAAUUAUACGUUUAUAUAAUCGUAGAAUAGUUUGCACGCUUUUCACUGGCAAUGCAUGAUACUAAAAUCCAAGUUUAUAUUCUCUCAUAAAUAAAAAUACAUCAAGAU